Molecule: messenger RNA, 2242 nt
Organism: Monopterus albus (swamp eel)
Lineage: Eukaryota; Metazoa; Chordata; Actinopteri; Synbranchiformes; Synbranchidae
Gene: arhgef3l
Product: Rho guanine nucleotide exchange factor (GEF) 3, like
Exons: 13
Coding region: 182-1747 (521 amino acids)
Biological process (GO): positive regulation of Rho protein signal transduction; intracellular signal transduction
Molecular function (GO): guanyl-nucleotide exchange factor activity
Source: RefSeq, a predicted model, not a curated record
GGCUGUGAGAUGAGGAAGAGAGUGAGGAGGAAGAAGUGUACUGAACUCUGGUGAGCUCCCUGCUAAACUCAUGCUGUACUACUAACACCGAAAAGACUGGUGUAAAUUUGGAUUAUUUCAAUGUUUCUCAUCUUGAGAAUGUGUCACAUCUCUGUGAUGAUGCACUGAAGACAAAUUAAAGAUGGAAGUGGAGGAGGCUGGUGAAACGAGGACUUCCUGGUCUGCUGUGCCAGGAGAGACUUAUUCCAUCCUCUGUGACCAUGCUGGGAAGAAGAGAAAACAAGAUCCAGUUCAUGAACCUGUCCCCAGAAUCAUAGAGAAUGAUGAAGAAGAGGAAGAAGGUGAAAUAUCAGACCACAUAAAGGAUUCAGAGGAGCCCAGUAAUAAAAGGGUCAAACCUGUGACAAAGUCCAACAGCCUAACAGGUGUCAUAACCCCAGUGAAGACCCCUGCUCUGAAACGCAUUGGCCAGUCCAUUUCGCGGUCUAUUAGUUUUCGCACAGAGGCUCGACCUUUGCCCCUGGCUCCCCUGCGCUCUCGCCCAAAGGCCUCAUCAUUUCCACGCCGACGCAGCAGUCAGUGCUGGAGUGACACUGUGGAAAGUCAUGACCUUACUGCAAAGGAAAUCAAACGUCAAGAGGUGAUCUAUGAGCUGACUCAGGGAGAGAGGCAACUUAUUGACGACCUGGAACUAGUUAAGAAGGUGUACUAUGAGCCCAUGCUGAAGCUGGACAUCAUGACGGAGAGUGAGCUUGGCCACAUCUUUGGUACUCUGGACUCUCUCAUUCCUCUCCAUAAGGAUCUUCUGAGGCGUCUGGAGCGCCUGAAAGGAUCGGAGAAGACAGUUGGAGAGGUGGGGCCUACGCUCAUGAAUUGGUUCCCUUGCCUGGAGGCCUAUGUUACAUACUGCUGUAACCAGGUGAGGGCCAAAGCCCUGCUGGACCAGAAAAAGCAUGAAAAAAGAGUGGAACACUUCCUGCGCCUGUGUCAGGAGUCUUCAUUCAGCAGAAAACUGGACCUGUGGAAUUUCCUAGAUCUUCCUCGAAGUCGUUUGGUCAAAUACCCGUUGUUGUUGAAAGAGAUACAGAAGUGCACACCUCCUGAGCACCCUGAUGAGGACACAUUACCUGAUGCUUUGGAGAUAAUCCAGAGCAUCGUGGCAGAGGUGAACAAGAAGACGGGGGAGGCUGAGUGUCAGUUUUACAAGCAGCGUCUUGCCUUCCUCGAAGAUUGCCAGGAAUUACCAGAGAUCCAGCAGUCCCGCUUCCUCUACUGUCACGGAGAGCUGAAGAACAACAAGGGCCAGCGGCUGCACGUUUUCCUCUUUGAGCUGGCACUGGUGCUGACCAGACCAGGGGAGGACAGAGAUGGAGGUCAGGUGUUCAAUGUGUACAGACAGCCCCUCCCCAAUGCCUUGAUAAAUCUGGAGGAGAUCCCGGAUGGAGAGACUGGUGGAGGGAGCACUUUCAGAGGAGCCUUCACUGGGGGAAAUGAUAAAGUGAAGAACUGUUUCCGCGUGAGCAGCAGAGGGCGCUCCAAAGCUCACCCAUACAGCCUGCAGGCUAAUGACUCCUUCAGCAAGCAGCAGUGGAUCACCUGCCUGCGCCAAGCAAUCAUCCAGUCACGAGAUAGAACUGCUCAGACCAGCCAGCCGCACCUCUCCUCUCACCCUGAUCCCUCCCUGUGUCAUAUAGCUGAGCUCAGCCUCAGCUCAGACACAGAAAUGGCAGACCAUACCAGUCGCUGACUGUUAGACUGAUUAUCCGGAGGCCUGCAGAGUCUCCAUAGAUCUGUACAUUGACACUGGAGAAAAACAUUUUGUGGGAGAUGAAUGUUUGUAGACACACACAUUUGAAUUCCUACAUGGAUCUUUUUUUUUUCUUGCUUUUUAUGUUGCAUUGUGUGAUUGUGGUGAUGUGAACUGUAAAGCUUGGGAGCAGUGUUAUUGAAUGUAAAUUCACCAUGUCGAAUGUUUUUUGUUAUACUUGUUUUUUUGUCUAUUUCUUAAUAAACUGACAAAUGUUUAUUGAGAUACUCAUGGAAAACUACACAAAGACAAGUCUAAGUAUAGCUAGCAAGAUCCGCAGAGAAAAGAUUAGGGAUGGUUAUCCUCCCUCACUCCUUCUUUAUCCCUCUCUGACACCGAUGGUAGGGCAAGGGAGAGAGGUAGACAUUCAGUUCUAGCCUACAGCCACAGUGAAACAGUAGACAUCCCCUUAUGCAUUUUUAACAGCUCAGCGGG